Molecule: messenger RNA, 1125 nt
Organism: Daucus carota subsp. sativus
Lineage: Eukaryota; Viridiplantae; Streptophyta; Magnoliopsida; Apiales; Apiaceae
Product: bidirectional sugar transporter SWEET15
Exons: 6
Coding region: 105-923 (272 amino acids)
Biological process (GO): carbohydrate transport
Cellular component (GO): membrane
Molecular function (GO): sugar transmembrane transporter activity
Source: RefSeq, a predicted model, not a curated record
GUCUCUUAGUUGUACCCAGAACUUCAUGAUUUAGUUGCAUAACUGAGAGCAUAAGUGAGCUUACAGCUUCUUGCUUCUUUCUUGCGACUCUUGAUCGUAUCGAGAUGGCCUUGUUCAACUUUGCUAAUCCUUGUCUUUUAGCUUUCGGCAUCUUAGGUAACUUCGUCUCCUUCUUGGUGUAUCUUGCUCCAAUCCCAACAUUUUAUCGGAUUGUCAAGAAAAAAUCAUCCGAAGGGUUCCACUCGAUUCCAUACGUGAUUGCACUAUUCAGCGCGAUGCUUAUGAUAUAUUAUGCAACCCUCAAAACUGAUGGGACUCUCCUCAUUACCAUCAAUUCAUUCGGUUGUGUGAUUGAAGCUGUUUACAUUUCCCUCUAUCUUGCUUAUGCACCCAGAAAAGCCCUCGUUUUCACGUUGAAGCUGGUUGUACUAUUGAAUUUUGUGGCGUUCUGGGUGAUUGUUGUUGUCAUUCACUUCCUGGUAAAGCCACCGAAACAAGUUCAAGUGCUAGGAGGGAUAAAUCUUCUCCUUUCCUUGAGUGUGUUCAUAGCACCUCUAAGCAUUAUGAAAAAAGUGAUAAAAACUAAGAGCGUGGAGUUCAUGCCAUUCUGGCUUUCAUUUUUCCUCUCAUUGAGCGCUGUUAUGUGGUUUUUUUACGGCUUCCUCUCGAGAGACAUCUAUGUUGCAACGCCAAAUAUUUUGGGCUUCUUAUUCGGAAUGGUUCAGAUGGUACUCUACGCAAUUUACAGAAACUGCGACAACAAAGUCACCGAGGAACUCAAACUGCCCGAAAUCAUGAAAUCAUCAACCGAGCCAAACCCGGAGAUACACCCGAAAGAUACCAUGUUAAAAUCCGAGGCAGACGAUGAGAAAGGAUCAGAAAAUGUGAAUCACAAAAAUGAGGAUGCCUCCGAGCAAGUGUAGAUCAAAGUUGGUUGAUGCCCUCAGUUUCAACUUCUUAGUAACUUAUAAGUUAGCUAGUUCUACUUAAGUAGUGUAACAUUAAUGUAAAGGGAAUAGCUCCCUGGUUAGUUCAUGUAUCACAUUUUCUGAGUUCGCAUCUUCUCUUUUAUGUGACUACUCUACCGCAGAUCCUAAUAAAAGUUGUUGCAACUGUUCAGUUCUA